AUAAUUCGAUGUGGCACUACGUUUUCUUAUACUUGAUACUUUUCACCUUUGAAGUUUGAAGCAGUCACCCACCAGCUACAGAGACUGAUCAUGGCAGCUCGGAGGCUCUCAUCUCUGUUGUCUCGUUCUUUCACUUCCGCUUCUUCCUUUUCUAAAGGGAGGCCUUCUUCUGUAAGUAGAGGAAUUGGUAAAUAUAGCACUGCUGCUGCUGCUGCUGCUGCUGCUGCUGUUGAGGACCCAAUCACUCCAUCUGUUAAAGUAGAUUACACUAAGCUUCUGAUUAAUGGACAGUUUGUAGAUGCAGCGUCGGGAAAAACAUUUCCCACAUUGGACCCUCGGACUGGGGAUGUGAUUGCUCAUGUUGCUGAAGGCGAUGCUGAAGAUGUAAAUCGGGCAGUUGCUGCUGCUAGAAAAGCAUUUGACGAAGGACCAUGGCCAAAGAUGACAGCAUAUGAAAGAUCUCGGGUCCUUUUCCGCUUUGCUGAUUUGAUUGAGAAGCAUAAUGACGAACUAGCGGCACUUGAGUCUUGGGAUAAUGGGAAGACAUUUGAACAAUCUGCUAAAAUUGAGAUACCAAUGCUCGCACGUUUCUUUCGGUAUUAUGGUGGAUAUGCGGAUAAGAUUCAUGGUCUCACUGUUCCAGCCGAUGGACAAUAUCAUGUUCAAACCUUGCAUGAACCUAUAGGUGUUGCAGGUCAGAUUAUUCCAUGGAACUUCCCUCUUCUCAUGUUUGCUUGGAAGGUUGCACCUGCUCUAGCAUGUGGCAACACCAUUCUUCUGAAGACAGCCGAGCAGACACCAUUGUCUGCUCUCUAUGCAGCACAGCUGUUGCAUGAGGCCGGACUGCCUCCAGGUGCUUUGAAUGUAGUUUCUGGUUUUGGUCCAACUGCCGGUGCUGCAGUUGCUAGUCAUAUGGACAUCGAUAAGGUUGCUUUUACUGGAUCAACUGAUACUGGUAAAAUUGUACUUGAACUGGCUGCUAAAAGCAAUCUUAAGACAGUAACUUUGGAGCUUGGUGGCAAAUCUCCAUUUAUUGUAUGUGAGGAUGCUGAUGUAGACAAGGCUGUUGAGUCGGCACAUUCUGCUCUAUUCUUUAAUCAGGGACAAUGUUGCUGUGCUGGUUCUCGUACUUUUGUACAUGAACGUGUAUAUGAUGAGUUUGUAGAGAAAGCAAAGGCACGUGCUGCGAAACGUGUAGUUGGUGAUCCAUUCAAAGGGGGCAUUGAGCAAGGUCCUCAGAUUGAUUCAGCCCAAUUUGAGAAGAUCCUGAAGUACAUAGAUUAUGGUAUUAAAGAUGGAGCGACACUGGAAACAGGAGGAGAACGAUUUGGCUCAAAAGGUUACUAUAUUAAGCCCACUGUAUUCUCAAAUGUGAAGGAUGACAUGCGGAUAGCAACGGAUGAGAUCUUUGGUCCAGUGCAGACCGUCUUGAAAUUCAAGGAACUUGAUGAGGUGAUAAAGAGGGCAAACAAUUCGCGCUAUGGCCUUGCUGCAGGGGUCUUUACACAGAACAUAGAUACUGCAAACACAUUGACACGCGCAUUGCGGGCUGGUAGUGUAUGGAUCAACUGCUAUGAUGUGUUUGAUGCUUCCAUUCCUUUUGGAGGGUACAAGAUGAGCGGAAAUGGAAGAGAAAAGGGCAUUUACGGCCUCAAUAAUUACUUGCAAGUCAAGGCUGUUGUCACGCCCCUCAAAAAUCCAGCAUGGCUGUAGUCUUAAAAGCUUUCCAAAUUGUCAAAAAUAAAGAGACAAGUAGAGAACCGAAGCUUGAAUUUUAAUGAUGAUGAUGAUGAUGACCUUGCUCCUGUGUAAUGAACUAGCUCAAUUUAUUUAUGUCUGAUUAAUGGUUUAGUGAA
Messenger RNA from Rosa rugosa (rugosa rose), 1856 nucleotides. RefSeq names its product aldehyde dehydrogenase family 2 member B7, mitochondrial-like. The transcript is spliced from 11 exons. Bases 91 to 1713 code for a protein of 540 amino acids. NCBI's taxonomy places the organism in Eukaryota, Viridiplantae, Streptophyta, Magnoliopsida, Rosales, Rosaceae. The record is from RefSeq and is a predicted model, not a curated record. Gene Ontology annotation, molecular function: aldehyde dehydrogenase (NAD+) activity.